UGGUUUAAUAGUGGUGUCAUAUAACAAAUAAUAUGAUCAAUACUUAGUUUUUAAUACAACCUGAGGACAAUACGUAUGAAAUACGUCAUUUAAGGAUAGUAGACUGGCCGGUCGCGUGUUUCAAUGUGGACGAACUUCAGUACCACUUCCCAAAUAUACGUGCACUUGACUUUAUCAACUGUACGUAUUUAACUACUUUCAAGGGACGGUUUCGACCUAGUAGUAAAAUUGAGAAAUUAUCAAUGCACGGGCUCCCUUUACUAUGGGAGGUACCAGCAGACAUGGUGACAGACAUGCCUCAGCUGAGAGUUAUUGACCUUCGAUAUAACAUGUUGAGGCAUUUGAGAGAACCCCUCUUGAGCAAACCACGAAGACUGGAGCGAGUUUAUUUAAGUGAUAAUAAAUGGGAUUGCAGCGACGGUGGUCUUGAUUGGUUGGCGAUGGAAAGUGAAAACAGUACAAUUAGACAAAUAAUUGUGGAUUACUAUCAACUUCUCUGCCAGCAACAACUCUAUCGAGGCAAGCCGCUGCACAAAGUUAUGGAUAUUAUAAAAAUGGUCCGAAACAACUGUCCCGAUCCGUGCGCGUGUGCUAUGACCCACGUGGUUAACGACAGGAGUGGCGGGUUGCUCCCCCUCAUCACUGUAGACUGCUCUAAGAAGGACCUCGUGAUACCACCUGUUGCAGUACCGCCGAAUACUACUACGUUACGGCUUGAAGGAAACAAGAUCACUUCCAUAAGAAGCUUAGUCCACGAUCCUCAAUACAAGAAGUUGAUGGACCUCUACCUUGAUAACAACACUAUUCAGUUUGUCAAGGAGCUAGAAGGUUCCGAGUGGUUCACGACAUUCCGUGUUUUGAGUUUACGAGGCAAUCGAUUGAAACAGAUACCGGUUUACGCUUUCGACAAAGCCUUUCAAGUGAACAACAACAUAAUGGGUGUAUUUUUGGGUCAUAAUCCGUGGCGGUGCGACUGUCACUUCACACCACGCUUCCAAGGAUUACUGCUCAAGUAUAAGAGAGUUAUCCGAGACUUAUCCGAUAUAAAGUGCUCCAAAUCAGACGACAAAACCAUUUCGCAAGUACAGAUAAGCACACUGUCCCUAGGAAUUGUAUGCAGCAGGACAGAAUUAAAAAUGCCCAUAAGUUCAAUAAAUAUAGCCAAUUUGGUUCUAACUUUCCUUAUACUAUUGGUAGUUGGAAGGUUUUUAUAUGACUGGCAUCACUUUAGAACAACUGGCAAACUGCCUUGGAUUUCUUCUAUUCUGCCUUAAAUGAUAAAUUAUAAUAUUAAUAUUAAAUACGAGAUUAAUGUCAAUUUUUAAAGAAUAUAAAAUUGAUUCAGAUUGA
Molecule: messenger RNA, 1350 nt
Organism: Colias croceus (clouded yellow)
Lineage: Eukaryota; Metazoa; Arthropoda; Insecta; Lepidoptera; Pieridae
Gene: swi2
Product: protein singed wings 2
Exons: 8
Coding region: 243-1274 (343 amino acids)
Cellular component (GO): plasma membrane
Source: RefSeq, a predicted model, not a curated record